Monopterus albus (swamp eel) is the source of this 2277-nucleotide messenger RNA. It is a transcript of the gene ccne1, whose product is annotated as cyclin E1. The record is from RefSeq and is a predicted model, not a curated record. The transcript has 12 exons. NCBI's taxonomy places the organism in Eukaryota, Metazoa, Chordata, Actinopteri, Synbranchiformes, Synbranchidae. Bases 199 to 1422 code for a protein of 407 amino acids.
UUCAAGUCAUCUGUUUCCUACAAGGCGCCAGCUCAGAGGAAUUAGCUCGGCCUGGACACACUCGGUCCCUUCGCGUCUGAACACCCGGAGGGGAAGUUACCCAGUAGUCAUAUUUAUUCUUAGACGUGAAUAAGAGUGAACUUCAAGGACAGAAUCUUGAGGUUUACUCGGAAACUGACACCAGCCCCUCAGAGUAUAAUGCGAGGCAAACGGGAAGAGACAGAACCGAAGUCUGUUGUUCCCGAGGCGCCCAAGCAAAACCCAGUUAGACCGAGGAAGAGGAAGGCAGAUGUUGCUAUUUAUUUACAAGAUCUGGAUGAGGAGACAGUAGAGAUGACAAAGAAGAAGCAGCGUGACUGUAAGUUGGGCUGGAGUCCUGAUGCUGGUUAUACACACAGGUGGAUCCCCACACCGGAUCCGGAAGAGGACCAACCAGUUUCCUUGAUAAACGCAGGCUUCCCCAACUACAGCUUUAACAGCAUAUUUGUAACCCCCACACACUGUUCGCCACUCCCCACUCUGUGCUGGGCCAGUAAAGAUGUGGUAUGGAGAAACAUGUUGGCGAAGGAUAAGACCUACACCAGGGAUAUCCACAUGAUGGAGAAACAUCCUCAUCUGCAGCCCAAGAUGAGGGCAGUUCUUCUGGACUGGCUCAUGGAGGUGAGUGAGGUGUACAAACUACACAGGGAGACGUACCACCUCGCUCAGGAUUAUUUUGAUCGCUUCAUGGCCACACAGAGAAAUGUCUUCAAAUCAACGCUGCAACUCAUAGGCAUCACCUGUCUCUUCAUUGCUGCCAAAAUCGAGGAGAUGUAUCCUCCCAAGGUCUACCAGUUUGCCUAUGUUACAGAUGACGCCUGCACUGAAGAUGAGAUUCUUAGUAUGGAACUCAUUAUUAUGAAGGAGCUGAAGUGGAGUCUCAGUCCACAAACUCCCAUCUCCUGGCUCAAUGUUUACAUGCAGGUGGCCUACGUGAAAGAGACAGAUGAACUGCUUGUCCCCAGAUACCCCCAGGCUACUUUCACACAGAUAGCAGAGUUAUUGGACCUGUGUAUGCUAGAUAUGGGUUGCCUUGAGUUUUCUAAUGGCAUCCUUGCUGCGUCAUCUCUUUUCCACUUCUCCUCUCUGGAGCUGGUGGAAAACGUCUCAGCUUUGAAGGGAGUGGAGGUAGAGGAGUGUGCGAGGUGGAUGGUGCCAUUUGCCAUGGCGCUGCGGGAGUUGGGCGGGUCACCUAUGAAAACAUUCCCAGGAGUCCCUGCAGAUGACAUGCACAACAUCCAAUCCCAUGCCCCUUACCUGACCUGGCUGGACCAGGCCUACUCUUACCAGGAUGAGGAACUGGAGCGCCACAGUAACUGUCCUGUUCCCUCAGGCGUCCUGACUCCACCCCUGAGCAACAAGAAGGGAAUGCUGCAGAACUAAAACUCAAACCAAGGAUGCAUUCUCCAUCCCCACACCACCUUCAAAAUUAGUGAAGCAAACACUGCCACUGACAAGACUGCACCAAAUCAUAAUUAGAUUUUUACAUUAUAGCUGCAAAGGGAAGAAAUACAGCACAGAUGUGUUUAAUUUGAACACCGCCACCUCUGCAGCACUGGUACAUUAUGUACGAUGGAUUUCUGGUGGAAAUACUGAUGGAAAUGGUAUUUUUCUCUUUCAAGGUCAUACUGAUUACUUGGAUCUAGAUCCUUUUUAAGGUCGCUGUAAAGGAUCCACUGACUGAGUUUGGAUAAACAAUGGCGGUGAUGAAAUGAGUUUAAUUGAGCCCCAUCCUAUGGGAAUCUUACUUUUUAAACCCUCCAGUCUGGAUGAAAACACAAUGGCCACUAGGGAUGGGGCAGCCCAGGAGAGAUUUUAUUUUAUUUUUUUGUUUGUACCCAAAUGCUUGCAUUAAUUACCACCCACACCUAUUUGUAGUGGUUGCCAUUUUUGUUUUCUAUGCAGAGGCCAAAUUUUGUGGCUCCUCUACCUGAUUGUGUGUUUUCUGUUAGUGGCCUCAUGUGCCCAAAAACCCUAGGGUCAUGUAUGACUCUGUGCUGCUAUAAAGUGGGCUUUGCAUGAUGGAGGGUCGUGUGUCUGUGUGAAAGAGAGAAAUUGUGUGUUGUUUGGUUCCACUUUUUCCAUUUUAUUGGCAAGAACAUGCCCAUGUUCCACUUUGGGGCCAGUAGCUUGGCUAUGUAAAUGGACAAGUGAACCAGCCAGGCUUCAGAAGCUGAAAUAUUGAUUGUAUUUAACUUUUUUUUAAUUUUUUUUUUUAUCCAACUUGUAAUUUUUUUG